UAUAAAUAUACCGCGCCUCGUUGCCUGUGCGGCGCCCCUCUCUCUCUCUCUCUACAGACUACAGUGCGUCGUCGUGUCUUCUCUUUCCUCUAUUUUAUCACCAUCCACCGCCCCAUUCCUGCUCUCUUCAUCUUCACCUUCACCUAGCUGCUGCUGCUGCUUCUUCUUCUUCUAUCUGCUACUAGUAGCUCGCAGAAAAAUACUCGCCUCGAUCGACAAGCUCUCGUUGUUACCUUACCAUGGACAUGGACACCUCGCACCACUAUCCAUGGCUCAACUUCUCCCUCGCCCACCACUGUGAAAUGGAGGAGGAGGAGAGGGGCGCGGCGGCCGAGCUGGCCGCGAUAGCCGGGGCGGCUCCGCCGCCGAAACUGGAGGACUUCCUCGGCGGCGGCUGCAACGGGGGAUCAAGCGGUGGCGCUUGCCCGCCGGUCCAGACGACGGCGCCGACGGCCGCCGAGCUGUACGAGUCGGAGCUCAAGUUUCUCGCCGCCGGCUUCCAGCUGAGCGGCGCGGCUGGGGCGGCGCCGCCGGUGCCCGCGCUGUUGCCGGCGGCUGCUCUAGAGCAGACCGACGAGACGAAGCAGCUGGCCUUGCCGCCGCAGGCCGCGGUGGCGCCGCCGCCGGAGCAGAAGAAGGCGGUGGACUCGUUCGGGCAGAGAACGUCUAUCUACCGCGGCGUCACACGGCAUCGGUGGACCGGAAGGUACGAGGCGCAUCUGUGGGAUAACAGCUGCCGGCGUGAGGGCCAGAGCCGCAAGGGACGCCAAGUGUACUUGGGUGGCUAUGAUAAGGAGGAGAAAGCGGCGAGGGCGUAUGAUCUUGCCGCGUUGAAGUACUGGGGUCCUAGCACCACAACCAACUUUCCGGUUGCCGAGUACGAAAAGGAGCUUGAGGAGAUGAAGCAUAUGACACGCCAGGAGUUUGUAGCUUCACUUAGGAGGAAGAGCAGUGGAUUCUCUCGUGGUGCUUCUAUAUACAGGGGUGUUACAAGGUUCAUAUAUAUAUUGGUCUUACAUCACCAGCAUGGGCGAUGGCAAGCAAGGAUCGGAAGAGUGGCUGGCAACAAGGAUCUCUACCUCGGAACAUUCGGCACUGAGGAGGAAGCUGCAGAAGCUUAUGACAUCGCGGCGAUCAAGUUCCGUGGCCUGAAUGCUGUCACCAACUUUGAGAUCGGCCGGUAUAACGUGGAGAGCAUAAUCAGUAGCAACCUUCCAAUCGGGAGCAUGGCCGGCAACCGGAGCACCAAGGCCGGCCUAGAGCUCGCUCCGUCGAGCUCCGCCGACGCCAUCGCCGCCACCGAAGCGAACCACACCGGCGUCGCGCCACCGUCGACGCUUGCGUUCACAGCUCUUCCAAUGAAGUAUGAUCAGGCAGAUUACCUGUCAUACCUCGCAUUGCAGCAUCACCAGCAAGGAAACCUUCAGGGGCUAGGCUUCGGUCUCUACAGCUCAGGUGUAAACCUGGAUUUCGCAAAUGCCAAUGGCAAUGGAGCCAUGUCAAAUUGCUACACCAAUGUCUCAUUACAUGAGCAGCAGCAGCAACAUCAGCACCAGCAUCAGCAGGAGCAGCAGCAAGAUCAACAGGAUGAUCAGUCACAAAGCUCCAACAACAGCUGCGGCUCCAUUCCGUUUGCAACACCCAUAGCUUUCAGUGGGUCAUAUGAAAGCUCCAUGACAGCAGCAGGCACCUUUGGAUACUACCCAAAUGUUGCAGCCUUUCAGACACCAAUCUUUGGGAUGGAAUGAUUUGGGGAGGUGGCACUUUGCAGGCAAAAAGGAUGAAGAGCCUGAUCCCUGAUCAGAGGUGAUGAGGAUCAAGACUGACAUAGUUCAUUCUCACACAACAACAACAACAACAAACAUAAAGAGCAGGGGAAAAGAGAGGUAAUGUAGUAGUAGUGGUAUGAUGAUAAAGUAUGAUGCAAACAUAGUAGGAAGCAGUAUGCAGGAGAGAGAUACUGACAGGUCAGAGACAGGAGGAGAAGACUCUGCUAACAAAACGAUGCAGCGCAAGCAUAUUGUUUUAUUUUACUGCCCUUUUACCCUUUUGUAGCUUUGUUUUCUUGUGCUUUUGUCAUCGCUGAGCUUUGUUUGCCGCUCAGCUUCUUUUGAGCUUUUCUUUCUACUGACAUGAUUCUGCAAGUGCCAUGAUAGCUUAGCCCAUGUACAAUGGAAGCAGGGACGUCUCUUUGUAGCUUUUGCUUCUUUUCUUUUGUUAGAUCGCCUUUGGUAGCGGCCCCUGUUUACUCAAGAAGUUGCUCUCCCUCCACAAGUAUACAAUGAAAUGUACUGCAGGAACUAAACAAUAUAAGUUUUUGUAACAUUUUCCAUAAAGUUUAGUUCCUAGUUUUCAAA
Messenger RNA from Oryza sativa Japonica Group (Japanese rice), 2357 nucleotides. NCBI's taxonomy places the organism in Eukaryota, Viridiplantae, Streptophyta, Magnoliopsida, Poales, Poaceae. The record is from RefSeq and is a predicted model, not a curated record.